GAAAAUUCUAUACAACAGCCAUAUCCAACAUGUCUUCGUAUUUGUGAACAUAUGUAAAUAUGACCGGUGUAGCCCUUGCAGCCAAAAUGUUAGGAUUUGCUUUGGUGUGUAAUGCAUGAAUAAGCACCGAAUAAUUGACAAAUGUGAGAAUAUUAGGCUUCUGAAAAUUGGUAAUUGGGCGAAGUCUGAAUACACAGGCUCAUGUAUAGACUUUAAUUGACAAGUGUAUGAGUAGCUGAUACUUUAUAUGAUUACUCCUUUUCUUGAGGGGCGCUGUAGAUGGCGCGCUAUCUGGUCUUUAUUUGUUGUCGGUCUUGUUCCAGACGAUUCAACCCACACUUAACUAUAGAUUUAUCGAGUUUUGUUCUACCCUUAUAGCAUCAUAGGUUAUCGUUAAGCCCGUAACCGGCCUUUUCCCGUCAUUAUUGAGGUGUUUUUUUGGCGCCUUAUCCCUUACAGCUAGGCUUAGUAUGUGGAAUAUCUCCAGUGUAACGAUCGGCCUGCUGUGUGAAAUUCCCCAGUAGAAAUUCCCACAAACACUUUUCACUCACUACUUGUCAUCUAUCAUGAUGGCGUCUGAUACGCCGAAGUUGCCGGGAAGGCUGCCCUCUUCAAGUCAUGAAGUAAUCGUGCUGCUUGAGGAAGUCCAUAUGGUACUUGAAGGUAUCGAUACAACCCCGCGGACGCAUGAGUAUAUUUCGUAUCAGCGUAUUAAUAGAGCAGAAGAGGUACGCGAACGCAUACAAUGCGCUAGUAUCGUUAUUGCACCUCAAGCAUUCAUCUCAGCCGAAAGCUUGGGAGACGCGCCUCAUCUCAAAUGCGUGAUCACUCCAACCGCCGGUACCAACCAUAUUGACGUAGAAGAGUGUCGUCGUCGUGGCAUCAAAGUGGCCAAAUGUCUCGGCUCGACGUCUUUGGCGGUCCCUGAGCAUGCACUGAGCUUGUAUUUCGCGGCUAGACGCAAGACGAUAAUGCUACACGAUGAGAUCCGGACUGUGGACGAGAAUGGCAAAAACUCAUGGAAAAGACAAGGCAGUAUCGCAUCCAAUAUGCAAACCGCAAACGGGCAUCCGCCAUAUUCCCUCGAACAAGAAGUCGCAGGAAUCUUUGGAUAUGGUACUAUCGGUAAACGUCUUGAUGUUUUUUGUAAGGCGUUAGGGAUGAAAGUGCUUAUCGCCGAGCGGAAGGCUAACGGUCUAAGUCGGAAAAAUCUAAACGAGAUGAAGGGGCCGGCCGACUUCCGCACUCCCUUUGAUGAAGUUAUCAGAUCAGCAACCGUACUUUUCAUUUGCUGUACAUUGGACGAAACAUCGCGAAACAUGAUAGACGCGCCCGAGCUGAGCACCAUGCAGCCCGAGGCAAUCAUCGUCAACGUGUCCCGCGCAGGAGUCAUGAACACAACUGCAGUGAUCCGGGCAUUGCGAGAGAGCCAAAUCUCUGGUGUCGCAGUGGACGUCUUCGACAGAGAACCCGCAUCUACCGAGGAAGAUAGUGCAUUAUUAGCAGAUGAUACUGCGGGUUUGAAUCUUACCUUGUCCCCGCACGUGGCCUAUUAUUCUACAAAGACUGUGUUGACGAUGAAGGCAAUGGUCAAGGAGCACAUUAAGAAUUUCGUAUCUGGAAACUAUAUUAACUUUGAAGUAUAGUUAAUGCUGUUUGAUCCUGCAAUAUAUCAAAUUCCGCCCCUUUCGCCUUCAUAGGAGUAUGAGAAUUUCCCAGGGGGGUUGACUAGUAACUUUCUUAUUGGGGUGGUUGAGUCUCAGCCUUGUGAAAUGAUACUUAUUUUAUUCUUAGCUUAAAACAAACC
Molecule: messenger RNA, 1807 nt
Organism: Daldinia decipiens
Lineage: Eukaryota; Fungi; Ascomycota; Sordariomycetes; Xylariales; Hypoxylaceae
Product: D-isomer specific 2-hydroxyacid dehydrogenase
Exons: 4
Coding region: 567-1646 (359 amino acids)
Molecular function (GO): oxidoreductase activity, acting on the CH-OH group of donors, NAD or NADP as acceptor; NAD binding
Source: RefSeq, a predicted model, not a curated record